CGCAGCACACCCCCAAGCUGCGCGGAUCACGAGCGAGACCCGCUGACCUGCGUGGAGAGCGCGACUGUGCGAGCCUUAAAACUCCUUGACAACUCCACCCGCGCUGGUCAGCGUGCCUGUCGAGGAGUGUUCUUCACACACUCCCACUCACGUUUCGUUACUUCGGUGUAGUCACAGUUGAAAAGUUAUACAUUAUAUUAUUUAGGUAACGUUUAUUAACCUUGUGCCUUGAGGAUGGAUAUGGUGAGGUUUGUGCUAAGUUUGCUGCUUGCGAGCGCGGCGGUUCUCUUGGGCUUGACCAGGGCUUCAGAAAUGCAAGUGAUUGACAUGCUGGAGCUGCACGAUGCCAGGCAGAGUGCGUCCGCGGUGGGAAAGAUGUCGGGGGCUCUGGGCUUCGUGUCGGACCUUUACCUGGUGUCAACUCUUCGUCUGCCACCCAAACUGGGAGGAGUGCUGUUGGGAGUCUACAACAAAGGCGACAACAGGAAGUACCUGGAGGUGGCCCUCAUGGGCAAGGUCAACAAAGUUCUGGUGCGCUACGUACGCGAGGAUGGUAAACUCCACACAGUGAACCUCCAGAACCCCGGCCUCUCCGAUGGACGCACCCAGUCACUCAUCCUCCGUGUGGGUGGGCUCCAACGAAACCACCUCCACAUGGAACUCUAUGUCAACUGCCGAUUGGCUGACUCAGCACAGGUCCUGCCAUCCAUGGUCCAGCUCCCAGCCGAGGCAGAGUCUGUGGAGAUACGCAACGGGCAGAAGGCCUAUGCCAGGCUACAGGGCUCAGUGGACUCUUUGCAACUGGCUUUGGGUGGCUCCAUAGCCAAAGCAGGAAUCCUUACCGACUGUCCGUUUCAGGGGGAUACAAAUUUUCAGAAUUCAGUUAGCGCAGAUGUCAAUGCCAUUCUGGGUGACCACACCAAGGCUUUGAUUGGCCAGCUGAUCAUCUUCAACCAGAUUCUUGGCGAACUCCGAGAGGACAUCAGGGAACAGGUAAAGGAGAUGUCUCUGAUUAGGAACACUAUCUUGGAGUGCCAAGUGUGUGGCUUCCAUGAGACCCACUCUCGCUGCGAGCCCAACCCCUGCUAUAAGGGCUUGGCCUGUACAGAGACCUGGGAGUACCCAGGGUACCGUUGUGGUGCCUGCCCAGACGGCAUGACGGGGAAUGGUACCCACUGCCAGGACAUUGACGAGUGUGCUCUAGCCCGGCCCUGUUUCUCGCCCGAGGGGUGCGUAAACACGGCAAAGGGCUUCACCUGUGAACCAUGUCCCGUCGGCUUCUCAGGACCCCUCCUUAGCGGGCUUGGGGUGGAGUUUGCCAAGAGCCACAAGCAGAAGUGCACAGAUGUGGAUGAGUGUGCUGACCUCUCCAAGUCCUGCGUGCCCAACUCUGUCUGUAUCAACACAGAGGGCUCGUUCAGGUGUGGUCCGUGUAAGGAGAGCUUCGUAGGCAACCAGACGGUGGGCUGUUUCCUGCGGAGGUCCUGCGCCACGCUGGGCUUCAACCCCUGUGACGUCAACGCCCACUGUGUCAUAAAGGGUGCUGUCAGGGUCUCCUGCGAGAACUCGGACACAGACUCAUAUGGGGACACGUGUGACAACUGCCCCAACGUUCCCAAUGGAAGCCAGAAGGACACAGAUGGAAACGGGGCUGGGGACACCUGUGACAAUGACAUUGAUGGGGAUGGUAUCCCAAACGUGCUGGACAACUGUCCCAAGGUGCCCAACCCUAUGCAGACUGACCGUGACGGGGAUCGAGUGGGGGACGCCUGUGACAGCUGCCCGGAAGUCAACGACCCCAUGCAGUCUGAUAUAGACAACGACCUGGUGGGAGAUGUGUGUGACACCAACCAGGACAUGGAUGGGGAUGGCCACCAGGAUUCAAGGGACAACUGUCCAGACGUCCCUAACAGCUCCCAGCUGGACUCAGACAAUGACGGCAUCGGCAACGAAUGCGACGAUGACGACGACAACGAUGGCAUUCCAGAUGCGAGACCUCCCGGGCCAGAUAACUGUCGUCUCAUCCCUAACCCCAGCCAGACAGACACUGAUGGCUACACAGCCUUUAACGGGGUAGACUUUGAAGGGACGUUCCACAUCAACACAGCCACAGACGAUGACUACGUGGGCUUCAUCUUUGGUUACCAGGACUCGUCCAGCUUCUACGUGGUCAUGUGGAAACAGACGGAGCAGACCUACUGGCAGUCGCUGCCUUUUAGGGCCAUGGCUCAGCCAGGCCUGCAACUAAAGGCAGUGAAGUCAAGUACGGGUCCAGGCGAGUACCUCCGGAACGCCCUGUGGCACACGGGCGACACCCCGGGCGAGGUCACCCUGCUGUGGAAGGACCCCCGGAAUGUGGGGUGGAGGGACAAGACAUCCUACCGCUGGCACCUCAGCCACCGCCCGCAGGUGGGCUACAUCAAAGUGAAACUGUAUGAAGGCAUGACAUUGGUGGCAGACUCAGGCGUGCUGGUGGACACCUCAAUGAGGGGCGGGAGGCUGGGCGUCUUCUGCUUCUCCCAGGAGCAAAUCAUCUGGUCCAACCUGGGCUAUCGCUGCAACGAUACUGUACCAGAGGACUAUGAGUUCUACCGCAAGCAGAUCCAUAUCAGGGUGUGACUGUGAGCCUAGCACAGCAUCUGUGCAGAUACACUACAUUACCUGUGCCUUUACUGUGUCCUGUGUGUCUGUGUGUGUGCAUAUACAUGCAUACUUGUGUGUUUUUAAGAUACAUUUACAUUUACAUUACAGUGGUGCUCUUUCUGUCUUUAACCCCACAGCAACCUUACACCUGACUACAGGUUGGCCAAGUCAAGUUAAAGAUUGAUUGACAAAAUAAUAGCUUUUAAUAUUAUUAUAUAAAAUGAGUUAAAGAUUGAUUGACAAAAUAAUAGCUUUUAAUAUUAUUAUAUAAAAUGAAGAAUGAAAGCUAUACUGGACAAAAAUGUUAACGCAAAAUGCAACCGUUUCAAAUAUUUUACUUAGUUACAGCUCAUAGAAGGAAAUCAGUAAAUUUUUAUUAAUUAAUUAGGCCCUAA
This is a messenger RNA of Salvelinus sp. IW2-2015, 3038 nucleotides long. Its product is annotated as thrombospondin-3a-like. Lineage: Eukaryota; Metazoa; Chordata; Actinopteri; Salmoniformes; Salmonidae. Gene Ontology annotation, biological process: cell adhesion. The record is from RefSeq and is a predicted model, not a curated record. Gene Ontology annotation, cellular component: extracellular region. Gene Ontology annotation, molecular function: calcium ion binding; heparin binding.